This is a messenger RNA of Micropterus salmoides (largemouth bass), 2452 nucleotides long. RefSeq names its product leucine-zipper-like transcriptional regulator 1 homolog (gene klhdc3l). The record is from RefSeq and is a predicted model, not a curated record. NCBI's taxonomy places the organism in Eukaryota, Metazoa, Chordata, Actinopteri, Centrarchiformes, Centrarchidae. The coding region runs from base 590 to 1918 and encodes 442 amino acids. Gene Ontology annotation, cellular component: Golgi apparatus. Gene Ontology annotation, molecular function: protein binding. The transcript has 9 exons.
CUAUAACGUUAGUUACGGUACUUUACUGUUAUUAACGUUAACGUUACCCUUCGAAAUUGUUUGUGCUUUAACUUGUGAUAAUGAGACUAUGAAGUUAUAACUGAGCUAACGUUACUUAACUAGCCUAUAACAACUAACUACAUUCAUUUGAUCAAGUAGUUAAACUCUUAAAUAGACGUCGUUGGUGUUCCCCUGGAAACUGAACGGUUUGCAGUCCUGCUGGUUUCAUGCCAUUCACAAGCCAUUAACGUACGAUAACUGACGUUGACCUCUGCGUCAGAUGCCUCGCAAAGAGUGCACUGCACGAAAGAUGCGUGAUUGUAUCGGAUUAAUUUAGCUAAUCAAUAAUUCAACUUGUGUUAUUUAUUAGUAGCUAACGUUUCAAUAGUCAGUCGAUAGAAAGCCGCUAACGUUUCAAUAGUCAGUCGAUAGAAAGCCGCUAACGUUUCAAUAGUCAGUCGAUGGAAAGUCACACGUUGGGCUUAUUUAGUCUCUGCUGCAAGAUAACGAAAAGGAAACAUAAGGAAGUCGACCAGGUUUCUCCACUUGUUUCUGAUGCCUCUGCUGCCACGUUUGCAGAAAAUGGUAGAUGCCAGCUAUGAGUCAAAUUAGGCCCUGCCUGUGGACUCGGCUCCCCCAGAGCAGCCGAUCCCCAUGUGACCGUUACAAGCAGGCCUGCUGCAGCUAUGAUGGAUAUGUGUAUAUCCUGGGAGGACGAGACAACAACUGUUUGAGGGACUUCUGGAGGUACAGCGUGGUGUGUAAUGAGUGGACAGAGUUGAAUUGCACCGGUGAAGCUGCACCAGAAGAACUAGAAGAACAUUCUAUGGUGGCUCAUGAGGGCUUCCUGUAUGUUUUUGGAGGCAUGCUGGAUUCUGCAUACACCAAGUGGAGAUGUUCCCUGUGGGUAUUUGACAUUGCAAAGCAAAAGUGGGUGCGCAGCCAUGGAAAGACGAGCUCUCCUCAGACCCAACUGCCAACCAACAGAAAAGGACACAGCGCUGUGGUGGUUGGCUCUGCAAUGCUGGUGUAUGGAGGAUUCAUAGACAUGAAAGGAUCCUCGCAGGACUUCUGGAGUUUGAAUUUUGAUACCAUGACAUGGUCACUGCUGAAUGGCUCUCAGCAGGGCUCAUUAGGCCCAGGCCCCAGACACAGUCACUCAGCCAUGGCCUACCAGAGCUGCAUGUACCUGUAUGGGGGCCUUAAAGGCUUGCAGGAGCAGAGAGACUUCUGGAGGUGGAAUUCCACCAGCCAUAUGUGGACUUCCCUCAAAAACAAGUCUGGUCCCUCAAGACUGAUGGGCCACUCGGCUGUGGCCUACAAGGACAGUAUGCUUCUUUUCGGAGGAGGUGAGAGCCAGAACUUUCCAAAAAACUGCCUGUGGAGGUACAGUAUUACCACUCAGACCUGGGGGCAGGUUGCCACACUCCCAGGCUCGAACCCCCCACACAAGAUCCACCACUGCUGUAUUGGGCUGGGUCCCAGCUACAAGUCAAACACCAGCAGCUCCUUCUCCGGCUCAGGACUCCAACCCAGGCCGCUGGAUUGGAAACUAAGGCCCUUCAAAAACAAGUGCUUCCCUGCCCCAGUCACCUUUCUAGGAUCAGAGGGGGCUAUAGAGCUGGAGACGUUCAGCCUGGACAGGUGCUACGGUAGCAAAACACUCACACAAUCAUCAGAUCUGGACAACAGCAAGGAGGGCUUGAUGGGGAAAGAUGGACAGCGGAUUGGAAACUGUUUGACCUUUGAAAACAAGGCUUUCAGGAAACAGUGCAGCUGCACAGAUGAGGACCUGUUCGACGAGGAGGAUGGAGAUAUAGCCCAUCAUCUGCCUGAUCAGCUGCUGGUGCUGGGGGGAAGACCCUGCACCAGACACAGUCCCAUCUCUGUAUGGCAAAUGACUCUGACUGAUUCAUAACUGCCUGAAGAACAAACCUUUUCUCUAUUUGAGAAGUAUGUAAAAAAAAUAAAAACACAUCAGUAAUAUCACAUGUUAAAUCUUAUUUGUAUAAAGGGUUUACUGACAUUCUGUGAACAAGAAAAUAUCUUUUAUAUUUUUAUAAUAGUGUUACUUUUGUUGUUGAGUUUUUAUGUUGCGUUUAUCACAUAUUACCUUUUUGCAGAAGUGAAAUAGAUAAUUGGAAAAUGGCAUUAAGAAAAGCAAUUAUUACAGCCAUUAACAAUUAUCUAAGUUGUAAGUAAGUAAGUGUAACUGUGACAAAAUACAGCACACACAAACAUAAAAAUCAGGAUCACAUUUGAAGCCCUAGACCUCCUACAGUGUAUGCUCCUUUACAAUAUAUCCCCUUAUAUUAACUAUAGUAAAUGUCUGUGACAUAUUUUAUCCCCACAAGCUACCAAAUCUGGUUAAGACACAUUUGCUUUCACUUUCUACAAACUGACAGUAUGGAGAUGAUAACAAUGCCUAUAAUAAAACCUAAAUUUCACACGA